AUGGAUGACCAAACGCCUGAAGAUCUGUUCCCUCCCACGCAUGAGAAUGAGGAGAAACAGGAAGAGAUUUUGAAGACCUUGAGAACAUGCUGGAAAUGGUACCAGUGUAUGAGUGACUAUAAUACAACGAGAGCGCUAUCCUCUGUAUUUGUCUUUUCCUAUCUGUCCAUACCCCGAGUUUACACCAAGUGCAUGAUGGGAUAUGAUCUUUCGCAGCAGGCCGUGUGCAAUAAAAUGGCCCAUAAUCCCUCCUCAAUAACUGCAACAAUGUAUGGAGCGGCCCAGAAACAUGUGCCGGACGAUGAUAGUUACAUCUAG
This is a messenger RNA of Paraglomus occultum, 318 nucleotides long. The record is from the annotation of a GenBank genome assembly. Lineage: Eukaryota; Fungi; Glomeromycota; Glomeromycetes; Paraglomerales; Paraglomeraceae.